AUGGCUUCCGCAUACUCGGAGUCCGAGCCAGUUCUGGUGUCCCGUCUCUCGAAGGCGGGCUUCGAGCAGGCUGAGCGCGAUCUCAUCCUGAAGCACGUUAAGAGCUUGAAGCAGUUGGCCUUCGUGAGCUCCUUUGCUCCGGGGGCUGCGGACGAAGGUCCGUUGAUCGAGGCCCUUAAGACGAUGCUUGGAAAGGACCCAGAGAUGAAUCAGAAGGCAGCUUUCAGAGCAGUUUUCCAUGAGGCGUAUGCCAUUGUCACUUCGGAGAUGCGACAGCAGGUUGAAAGGGUCGAGGAGCCGACAGUUCGUCAUUUGAGUCAGCCCGAGAGGGCUGAGAGAAUUGAGCGACAGCGUUCACAGUUGACUGGCAUCACGAUAAAGGGUUCCUCGGAGCCAUCAGAGGCCCUGGUCGACCUUUGCGUCGGUCAGUAUGAGGCCAAUGUGAUCCAGUAUGUCCCUUGGUCUAAGUGCACGUCGCGGGAACAGGAGCUCCUGGGCGACGGUAAGAAGGACCUGAAGCUUUCGAUAGACGGCGAGAGUGGUAAGCUCAAGGUAGAGAACAAGGCCAAGGAUCAGGUGGCUGACACGUCCACUGAAGUGAUGCUUCUGCAGGCUCUGCAGAGGCGUGCUCUUGCAUUCGAUCAGGCUAACAUUGUUUCUUUCACGAAGCUUGACAUGUGGCAUCAAAAGUUGAUGAAGGCGAGGCUGACUACGCCCCCGCCGGGUUACCAGCAGGUUACCUUCGCUCAGUUGCAAAAUGCAGACUCGAGGCUCUUUUUGGAGCUUCAGGACCAUACGCGCACAGGCAUUCAGUCGGAUGCCAAAGGCCGUCCGAUCGAUGGGAUCAUAGAUUCUGUCAGCUGCAUGCAUGAGGUGGUUUCGCAGAUGCAGCCGCUCCAGGGCGGCCCCUCGUCUUCGUACGGUCCCAGUGAGCCUGCUCGUCUGCGAGAGUCGCCGUACAAAGGUAAGGGCAAGGGCAAAGAUGGCAAAGGGAAGAAGCGCUUCGUUGCCAUGCCAAGCGAGCUUCGUGGGUGCAAUUCGCACACCGCGAAAGGGCACCCGAUCUGCUAUGCCUUUAACCUGGGGUCAUGCCCGAACAAGGUGACCGGCAAUAAAUGUGAGAAGGGAUUGCACAUCUGUGCAGUCCCCAAGUGCGGCAUGAACCACGCCGCUGUCAAGUGUCCCAAGAAGCCGAAAGAUGGCGAGCAGGCGGGGUCUGGGGGUGGCGAAGGCCAUUCUCGAGCAAUCCAGCAAGUGCUUACGGCCCAUCCCGAAGGGGAUGAGCCUCUUUUGAGUGCGCCCGAAGGGGCCCAAGCAGUGCCGUUUGAAGGGCAAGGAUCGAAACUCGAUCCGAAAGUGCAUGCGGACUCUUAUGCUGAGGAGCUUCUGUCUUUGGGCAGGGAUCCCACGGCCCAGGAGUUAAUUCGUUUGUUUGACAUGCUGCCUCAGGAGCCGCUUUUGAGCAAUACUCGUAACGAUGGAGCCGUGGCCUUCUCGACUGGUGCCUAUGUGAAGGGGCCGCUGCUCGGUCUCAGGAGCAACUGCAACAAGCAUCCGGCGGCUUCGAGGGUUUUCGCUCAGGCAGUGCAACGCGCUGCCCCAGGGAUGCAAUUUUCUACUCUGAGUGUGUUUUCAGACCUUAAGACGGAGCCUCAUGUCGACCGCUUCAACUCUCCUUUCCCGAACAUUCUUGUGCCACUCAGCAAUUUUCGGAAAGGCGAGGUCUGGGUCGAGUCGGCUCAGGGCGUUUUUCCUCUUGAGGUCGAUGGUGUUACGAAGCGUGGCAUCUUGAUCGAUGUUGCCUCCGGACCGAAGGCCUUCUAUGCUUGCAGCCAUGUGCACGCUACACGGCCGUGGAGCGGUCGACGCGUGGUCAUAGUUGGGUUUUGCGUUGCUAGGGUCCAGGAGCUUGAUGUUGAAUGUAGGGCGCGGUUAGCUGAGCUGAGCUUCCCUGUUCCCAAAACGGCGCCCAACUUUAGUCCGGAUUUGAUCGAAGUCGGGGGAACCUUUCAUGACCUCAGAAGUUCUCAAGUGGAUGAGGCAUGUGAUGCCCUCCCGGCUCAACUGCAAGUCGCUUCUUUGAUGUGCCUUGACCUCUUUUGCAAUGCAGGUGAGUUUGGAGCCUCCUUGAGGGCCGCCGGAUUCGAUGUGCUCGCGGUCGAACAACCGCACCUAAAGCAGAGAGCUCUGAUCAGCGUUGUGUCGUUGGAUCUCAGGAAGGCUGCCUCAUGGGAUUUUCUAGUUAAGGUUGUACUCGCUAGGAGGGUCGUCUUUGUGCUUGCUGCCCCCACUGUGGCCGCUUCUGCGGGCGAACUUCCAGCAGGUUUUGCCCAGGUGUCGUCCGAACUCAGCUCUUUCUUGGCUUUCCUCGCCACUCUUGAUAUCGGAUGGUGCGUCUUGAAUCCGCUGAACAGCCGACUGUGGUCGACUUUGGCUCUGCCUGCCUCGCAAGCUGUGAAGUUCGACCUAUGUGCCCAUGGUGGCGAGCAGCACCGCCAGAUGCUGUUGCAUACUAACGUCCAGACUUUAAGCGCUCUCGCUGUGUCGGCCGACGACAAUCAGGUCUCCAAGGUGCCGCCGCUCAUGCCCGAAUACAAGCAUCGGGUUACUUUGCAGAUUCCGUCCAUGGACGCUCUACGUUAUGAUGCGAAAAACUCCUUGACGGCCGCUUUUCAGUCGGUGCCUGUCGGUGCCCGCAUCCUUCAGGUGGUGCCUGUGCAAGGGGGCGCCACGAUAAUCGACGACAUCGAGAAUGGCUUUGAGCUCGUGGGUGAGGCCAAGCUUACAGGCAUCUUUGAGGUGGACCCGAAACCCUCUUCGAUGUCCGUUGACGAGUUGCUUGAGCACGCUAAGUUCUUGAAGCCAGCCCUGUGGGGCAAGGUGUCGGGCGAUGCGAGCCACCCGGAUGAUCAGGAGCUCUGGGAUCUCACUUGUGCUGAAGCUGACAAGAAAGGUUGGUUGCAUGGACCCUACACGUGGGAGCAACUGCAGAACAUGUUUGACUCCAAGUGGAUACCUGUGCGCAGAUUCUCCAUCAGACAAAAGAACAAAUUGCGGCCCAUCGACGACCUGUCCGAGAAUGCCGUCAAUCAAGCUUGGGCAGUAAUGGAGAGGAUCGGUUUGCGUGCGCUUGAUGAAAUCACUUGGGCAUGUAUGGCUUUGAUGAGGGCCAGCUUGGGGCGACGCGAGGUUUUCUUCCGGAAGUCCGACGGCUCCGUCUUGUCGGGGCCUUUGCAUUCGUAUUGGCACCAGGACGCUCGCCGCUGCUCGCCGGUCUUGAAGACUACGGAUCUGCGCUCAGCUUAUAAACAGUUCGCUAUACGGCCGGAACACCAUCGGAUGUGCGUGGUGACCUUGAAGGAUCCGGCGGACGGCUCAACAAAGGGGUUCGUCUGCCGCGUGUUGCCGUUCGGGGCCCUGGCCUCGGUCGGUCAGUUCAACAGGUUUUCGAGGCUGUGGCAAAGGAUUCUCUGGGAGCUGAAGCUCGCUGCGGCGAGCUACUUCGACGAUUUCCCGUCGGUGGAGGUCAGGGCCCUUGCCGAAAACCAUGACUCCUCCGUGAAGGCAGCGUUGCGCCUUUUUGGAGUUGACUGGGCGAGCGACAAGGACCUUCCCUUCUCACCGACGGCCGAUGUUUUGGGCGUCCGACUGGAUGCGACGGAUAUGGAGGGCGGAGUGCUGAGGGUCAAAAACAAGCCAGAAAGAUCCAAGGAAAUUGCCUCUUCGAUCGAUAAGAUCCUUGCGGAUGGCUGUAUUGAUCCGAAGCAGAUCCCCUCUUUGUUUGGCCGGAUACAGUUUUCGGAAAGUCAGUUGAUGGGCCGACAGGGGCGCCUGGCUUUGGCUCAGAUUCGCUGGCUUUCGAGUGCUCGUCACCGUCAUGUUCUGUCUUCCCUGGACGCCACUGUCUUCAGAAGCUUGAGGGAGAGGAUGCUUGAGGGCAGGCCGCGCGAGAUCCAGGUUCUUCCCAUUGGCGGCCAGACUCUUGUUUUCACUGACGGUGCAUGCGACAAGCUGGGGGACAAGUUUAGCUGCUCAAUCGGAGGUGUCAUGUAUCGGGUGCUGCCAACUGGUUUUCGCGAGACGAGGGCGUUCGGGUGCUACCUGGACGAAUCGGUCGUCGAGCAAUGGGCGGGACUGGGCAAGAGACACCUGAUAGGUCCUACCGAGCUUUUCGCGGUGGUGGCGGCCAGACAUGUCUGGAAAGAUUUCCUGAAUGAUCAGAGGGUCGUCUUUUACGUGGAUCACAGUGGUGUUUUGUCUGCGAUGAUCAAAGGGUCUUCCCGCGAUGAUCUCUGGAGGAGCAUCUUGCUUCACUACGAGUGUGCCGACUCGAUGGGGCCAGCGAUCUCGUGGUUCGCUCGGGUCCCGAGCAAGUCGAACCCCGGCGAUGGGCCUUCGCGGUCCGACUGGAGAUUCCCUGUUUUCGGCGAGUACUUCGAAGAUCGGAUUGUGUGCUUCAUAAGCGGCAGAGUUCUCAAAGUCACGGGGCAAAGAGUGCAGGGGUGA
Symbiodinium sp. CCMP2592 is the source of this 4506-nucleotide messenger RNA. NCBI's taxonomy places the organism in Eukaryota, Dinophyceae, Suessiales, Symbiodiniaceae. The record is from the annotation of a GenBank genome assembly.